Alternaria arborescens is the source of this 1635-nucleotide messenger RNA. Its product is annotated as CTP synthase. Bases 1 to 1635 code for a protein of 544 amino acids. Gene Ontology annotation, molecular function: identical protein binding; CTP synthase activity. Gene Ontology annotation, cellular component: cytoplasm; cytoophidium. Gene Ontology annotation, biological process: pyrimidine nucleobase biosynthetic process; CTP biosynthetic process. The record is from RefSeq and is a predicted model, not a curated record. The transcript has 3 exons. Lineage: Eukaryota; Fungi; Ascomycota; Dothideomycetes; Pleosporales; Pleosporaceae.
AUGAACCCGAAGGAGCAUGGCGAAGUGUUCGUCCUCUCCGACGGCGGCGAAGUUGACCUCGAUCUCGGUAACUACGAGCGCUACCUCAACAUCACCCUCACACGCGACAACAACAUCACCACCGGCAAGAUCUACCAGCACGUCAUCGAACGCGAGCGCAAGGGCGACUAUCUGGGUAAAACCGUUCAAGUCGUCCCACACAUCACCGAUGCGAUUCAGGACUGGAUCGAGAAAGUCGCGCGGAUACCCGUCGAUGACUCAGGCGAAGAGCCUGACGUCUGCAUAAUCGAGUUGGGAGGUACUGUGGGUGAUAUUGAGAGCAUGCCCUUCAUCGAGGCUAUGAGCCAGCUCAGGAGACGCGCAGGCAAGAACAACUUUAUGCAGAUUCACGUCUCGUAUGUGCCUGUUAUUCACGGCGAACAGAAGACGAAGCCUACGCAGCAGGCCAUCAAGGCGGUGAGGAGUAACGGUCUGAUCCCAGAUCUGAUUGCCUGCCGUUGCGAACGCGAACUCGAAGCCUCUGCGGUAGAGAAGAUUGCCCACUUCUGCCAGGUCGAAAACGAACAAGUCCUGGUUGUGCGUGACAUGCCGUCCAUCUACCAAGUACCCAUGCUUCUCGAGCAACAGAGAUUGAUCCCCAUGGUCCGCCAGUUCCUUGCUCUUGAGCAGACCUCUAUCUCGCCCUCCAUGCUGCAAAAGGGCAACCAUAUCUGGGCGCAAUGGCAGUCGCUUACAGGCCACGACAGCCGCUUUCACGACCCGGUGACGAUUGCACUGGUCGGAAAGUACGUCGAACUCCAGGAUUCAUAUCUGUCAGUCGUCAAGUCGUUGGAACACGCCACGAUGCGAUGCAGGAGGAAACUGGACAUUCGCUGGGUUGAUUCAGAUCACCUGGAGCCUAAGUGUCAAAAGACAGACCCUGAAAAGUACCACAAGGCUUGGCAUGAGGUUGUCAAGGCAUCUGGUAUCCUUGUGCCUGGCGGUUUCGGUCAGCGUGCCACAGAGGGUAUGAUCUCGGCAGCUACUUGGGCGCGUGAGCACAAGAAGCCAUAUCUUGGUGUCUGUCUAGGCAUGCAAAUCGCCGUCAUCGAGUACGCUCGCAACGUUUGUGGUAUCAAGGACGCAACUUCCGAGGAGUUCAACGGCGAUGCCCAGAACAAGCUCAUCAUGUUCAUGCCGGAGGUCGACAAGACGACCAUGGGCGCAUCGAUGCGUCUGGGUCUCCGACCGACUCUCUUCCAGCCGGGUAGCGAGUGGUCUAAGCUCCGCGCUCUAUACGCUGGCAAGGAAGAGAUUCUUGAACGUCACCGUCACCGCUACGAAGUCAACCCCGACUACAUCGAGACGCUCGAAAAGGGUGGCUUGAGCUUCGUCGGCAAAGACGACGCUGGUGUACGUAUGGAGGUUAUUGAAAUCAAGGACCACCCCUGGUUCGUUGGUGUCCAAUUCCACCCGGAAUACCUCUCCCGCGUCUUGGACCCAAGCAGGCCUUACUUGGGCUUCGUCGCUGCCAGUGCCGGUAUGCUUGAAGAGAUCACUCGUGACUAUCAGAGUGGUGCGGCGAACGGCCUCAGUGCGGAAGGUAUCGCCAAUGGUGUGAAUGACAUGAAGAUCAAUGGCGAUACGAACUUUUAG